CGCGAACCUCUCUCUUCUCGCACUUUGCGAUCUGCGUUCGUCGGUGUCGGAUCGCCGGUUUUACCCGACACGUUUCGUUUUAUCGAUCCUUCCGGAUCCUACCGAUUACCACCACCGCGAAGAUCGCGUUUGACCCACCCUCCGAAAUUUCACGGUAAACGCGACGAUAUCGCAGUUCGAUUUCGAACGGACCGCGCCAACGUUUCACCCGCUCACCCCUCCCCAACAAAAAAACCAAAAAAAAAAAUUGAAAAAUAUUUGAGCGAUUGAAAAAGUUUUUUUUCUUACUAGUCACAGUGAAUGUUAAAACGAAUAAAUAUUUAAACAAAGUGAUAUAUUUAUAUAUAAACAGUGAAUUACAGUAUAUCCUGGUAUACCGCAUCGAUCGUGAAUUUGAAUCGAUUGAAAAUCAAAUUAAAGUUAAUCAGAAUUAACGAGUGAAUAUUUUAUCGCAAUUGUGUGAAUAUUGAAUCUCAAAAGUUCUCAGUUUUUUGAUUAUAUUCUUUUAUUUUCUUCUUCUUUCAUUCCACGUUUUUGGUGAAGUGCAACAUACGGGAUAAGACGAGGAUAAAUUUUUCCAGCUGGCAUAUUGAUGGAUAUCCAACGUUCGAACAUCGUCGAAAGUGAACGAUGCUCGUCGUAACGGGUAACAUCGAAGUGGCGCAAGAAAAAGCGUCUCCCGAAGAAGAGGGAUUCGAGUCGUCGUCGGUAACGACAAUCGUCGGAAAUGACUAUGGCGAGUGUCGCCGUCACCCAGGGUAGCCCAGGUAACCCUUCGGCGAUCGUAACUCCGAAGAGAUACCACCACCUUCAAUCUCCGUUGAACAACAACAAUCAUCACUCCACCACGUCUACGUUGUCGUCACCGAAUACUUCGCCCGUACCCGGAAAAAAUUACGACACUCUCGGCAAGGGUAAAAAAUCGUGGAGCGUUCGCCUGGGUCUGUCGCGUCAGAGUCAGAUAUCGGAGAACGAUGGAUCCGCCAAACAUCAUCAGGGUUGGGGAACGAUAUCCGGAGGCUCGGCGCUUUCUCGUCAGAUGCGUUACGGUGAUCCGUGGCUGUACGGAACCGUACGCGGUGUACAACGUCAGACUCAGAGUAGCCGAAAUUCGCCCCAAGGAUACCUGAGCGCUUCCCAGCACGGUGGGCCGAUUCUCUUAGUUUGUUCGUGUCCCGAAUUUCUGAGCGGUACCGCCCGUAGACUCGGCAAUUGCAGGAAAUGCGGCGGUCACAGAUUGGCCGGACUUCCUCUGGGAGGUACGUGCAGGGCGCCGUCGACGACCUCCUCCAGGUCGCGACCGAGCCUAGCCGGUGUGCUGAGAGCGCCGUUGGACGACCCCUACGACCUAGUGAGAAGGUCGAGACUGGUGGAGCCGAGAUCGAGGGCGAGGAGCAUAAGUCCGCACAGGCAGGAAAAUUCGAGAGACCCGAGGAGCCAGAGCGUCGCCUGGCCGGUCAAGGAGACCGAAAUAUCCUGCAGGAACGAUCGGUGGUUCGAGUCGGAGGUGAAUCCUUCGGGAUUCGGCGCGAAACGCGACGUGAGUCAGGGCGACGAUUGGCUGGAGGAGGAGAGUUCGGGGGAGGAGAAGAGGGUGGCGACGAUAUCGAGGAGGAGCGUGAUAACGAGGUCCCAGAGGCUGAGCGGUCAGCAGAGGGGCGACGCGGACUCGAGGAAGAGUAUUCUUGAGUGCGACGUGAACCCCUACCUGCUGGUGAAGAAGCAGAUCAGAGACGAGGACGACUUCAGCGACGAUCUUUCGGACAACGCUCUCGAGCUCGACGAGCCCCUGCCCACGCUCUUCGACCCCUCGAAGGUCAAAUCGAUCGAACGAAUACCGGCGAGGUGCAGCUCCGUGGCGGCCAUCGGUGGGCAGAGGAUCAGGGUGUUCAGCGAACCCAGGAGCGUCUCGGACGCCGAGGACAAUCAGGAGGAGGAAAAGGAACCCGCUGAGGAACUCGAAGCGCAGGACGUCAGACGUAAAAGAGAAAGGGAGAGGGAGAGGGACCUCAGAGAAAGAGAAAGGGAAAGGGAGAGGGCGAAGGUCGAGAAAGAGGAAGUCGCCAACGUUGACGAAGAGUACAACGAAGGUGACGGCGUCAUCUCGACGACUUCUCUACUUUCCACACCGACCAGCAUACCGAUACCAAAAGUCUGUCCGAAAAGGCCACCCCGGAAGCAGAAAGUCGAUCAGACGAAAGCGUUGCCGAUUAAAAGUAUUCUGAAGAGGUCGAAGGUCGGAGGUAGGCCUUCGGGCAAGAAGAAGAGCGUUCUGUUCAACGUGGACAACGUUAUUUUCGCCCCCGCCAAGCCGGAUUUUUGCACCUCGUCCAGACGUCUGGUGGAAAAAACUUCGCCCGGUGUCCCGGGUGUCGAGGAGUGCGAAGAAUUGGAAGACUUCGUCGCGCCUGACGAAAAAAAGUCACAAGUCAGACCGAAGUUCAUCACGAUACCGAACAUAAAGAAUCACAGAACGCCGGAGAAGGUUGUCGUCGGCAAAGUGGCGCAGGGGCAGUUCGGUAAGCCCGAAAAAAGUGGGGGUAGCGAUUCACCCCGAAGAUCCGGGAUACCUAAGAGCGUAGGGAUCGGAAAGGAGAGCGUGGAAAGGCAGGAAAAAAUUGACGAAAAGGAAGCGAUCGAGACGUGCGUUUCCCCGGCGUCGGAGGACAGGAAAAUCGUGGAAACUGGGGACGAGAGAGCGUCGAGAGUCGCCGAUGUGAAAGCCGAGGACGAAACCGAACUGGAAAUCGAAAUCGAAGAGCUCGAGGACUGCGGCGGCAAUCCCACAGCCGAGAAGGAUCGACGAGAAAAUUCGUCGCACGUCGAGAACGACGCGCUGAGGAGACCGACACUCCACAGGAGUUUCAGCGAAAGAAUCGUAGCUAAACCGGGAAUGGUCGAAGAAGUUCCUUUCACGGACACGAUGAGAUUGAGCGUCAGAAAACGUCAGAGAAAUUUGAAAAACGGGGCAGCGAUUUCGCCCGAUUCUCCCGCGGACCCCCAAGAAUUCUUUUUCAAAGUUUCGAAACCGGAAGUGGUUCGAGGAUCCGAACCGCCGUCAGCGGAAUUUUUAGGGGAGGACGAACGGGACGUGGUCCCCGAGAACGUAGCCGGAUUCGGGGAGAAGGAGGCCGAACCGCCUCCGUUGAGAAACGACAGCCGAAAUUUGGAACAUUUUCAGAGAAUGAGACCGACCAGCUGGUCUCCUCCUCCUCCUACGGUGAAGCACAAGGGUCAUCCGCAAAAUCGCAUCAGCGAUCCUGGAACUGUAGAGUUCGAUCCUCCCGAGGGACGAACAGCCGCCAAAAUCAAAGCUUCUUACCGAUCCGUCGAAUCGCCGAUUGUCGGUAUAGCUUCUAGCAAGUCCGAAAAUGUGUUCAAGAUAACCGUUAGUCCGAUACAGUCGCCGUUGGUCCACAGACUGAAAAUCGGAUCGUCCGGGGCAACGGGGAGCGGCGGAAUCGUCGAAAAUUUGAACUGUACAAGCGGAACCGGUCGAAGAACAUCGAUAAUGAUUAACGCCGAUCAAAAUCUGAACGCCGAAACUAGUUCCGACAACAAAGUGACGAUAAGCGUAGGCGGCGAGGACAGCGUCUGCAAUCCAACGGUUAUUUCCGUCAAUUCCGAGGCGUCUCCGAAGAUCCAAAGUUCUCCGGAGAACAGGACCCUAGUUAUCCUCGACAAUUACAGCUCGAACAUCAUCGUCGAGCCUUCGAAGGACGACAGGAUGUCCAGGGCUUGGUCCGAGGGGUCCGACGACUCCUUGGAACGACCUUCGAAAGGGGGCGACAAACGGGGGGAUAAAAUCGUCAAGCCCGAAGACGGGACUUCGGGUCUGGAAACGAAGGCGAGGAAGUCGCGGCUCUCGAAGGAGGCCGUGGUGUCCAAGCUCCUGGAGGACUCGCUGAAGAAGGCAAGAAAGAAUGGCGAGAUUCUCGACGAGACGAGCGGCGAAGCGAUUUUGAAAAUUUUGAAACAGACUCUGCUGAAAUCCGGGGACUACGAGGGCAACGAGGGAUCGGUGAUAUUGCAUCAGGAUUCCGAAAACUCGUACUCGAGAACGUCCAGUUUGAAUUCCGAGGUCGAUUUCGUCUCGGCCAAUAUGUACAUGGAAGAAAAUCCGUACGAAGUUAUAAAGGAACCGAUUUACGAAGAGAUUCCCGACGAGCCACCGCCACUUCCUCUUAGCCCGCCACCCUCCGAAAAUUACACCGGCAAAGAGCACAUUUACUUCGGCGAAGAGUACAAAGAAAGUUAUUACAAGAAAUUUAACUCGCGACAAUUCAUGCGAUCCUAUUUCCCCGAUGAUUUUCUCAAGAAAUCCUCCAACGCCGACGACGCGAAUCGCAAGAAGACGACGUCCGAGGAGAAUUACACCUCCAAAUUCGAACUGCUCAAUUACUUGAUGGACUCCAAGGAACGCAGCGGACUCGCCGAAGAGGAAGAGGACGCCGAUGGCGAACUCGACGCCCUUUACGAACAGAAGGAAACAAGCUUGGACGAUCUGAGCUCGAAAAGUUCGCAGAUCUCGAACGUAUCCGACAGCAGCGAAGAGAGCAAUUUAGCGCUCGCCACCUCCAGUUCUCCCGAAACUUUGAAGAUGAGAACUGUGGACAUAGAGCGAACCGAUAGCGGAGUCGGUUCGGAAAGCAGUCAAGCGAGUAGCAGCCGCGGCGCGGUGAGAAGAUGGAGAGGCGGAGGAAACGGGGGAGGAGGAAACAACGGAGGAUCAUCUGGACCGGGAAGUCUCCUCGGUGGGAUCCCUCAAGUGGUUUCCGGAGACGCGAAGCUCUGCCAGGACUGCGAACAGCGAUUGGACCCUCUAGUCACGAUCAGCGGUGUAGUGUACGCCCCUUUCGUCUGCAGGAAGUGUGCGAAAAAACGAUCGGAGCGAAAAGAAAUAAUAAUGGAAAUCGUCGAGACGGAGCAAAAAUACGGUCGUGAUUUGCAGAUAAUAUUGGAGGAAUUUCACAGACCGAUGUUGAGGGCAGGACUGUUGACGCAGGAUCAGUUGUCGGCGAUAUUCCUGAACGUCGAGGAACUUUUGGAGCACAAUAUCAUACUCGCCGAUAAACUUAGGGACGCGGUUGAUUACGCUCAGGUGUCCGGCGACGACGACCUGGUCACAACGGACGUCGGUAAAAUAUUUCUGGAGUCCGAGGGUAUGCUUCACGCCUUCGAAAGCUACUGUACUCGUCAAGGCGGAGCGAGUCUGCUGUUGCAAAAUCUCGAGAAAGAGAAAGAAUUGCUCAGGAUAUUCCUGAAGGUAUCGCAAAUGGAGAACGCGGUACUUCGACGGAUGAAUCUCAAUUCUUUUCUCAUGGUACCCGUCCAACGGGUCACCAAAUACCCCCUACUUCUAGCCAGGCUUUACAAAGCUACCCCCUUCGCUCGUCCCGAUGUACAGUUGGCCAGAAAUAAAUUGAAACAGGCACAGACCAACAUCGAACUGCACUUGGAACACAUGAACGCUGAAGCCAAAGAUGUAACGUCGACGAAACUCUGGCGAAGGAUAUCGAUCAUUCAAAACGGCAGACGGUCCAUGGGCGAACAGGACAUGGUCAACAUCAAGCUGAGAAAGAUGGCUGUCGAGGUAUUGGAAUGGGCCCACGAAGAGGUAAGAUUCGCGCUGGAGGGUCGUCUUCUGGUUGCUCUACCGACGGACAACAAUUGGAGACGUGGAAAAACCGUUAAACUGGUACCGGUAACGGCGAUGCUGGUUACAAACGGAAAACCGAAUACUCAACCCCUGGAUAUCACGGACGAUUCGCUUUUUCCAAGACAAAUCGGCAUCAAGGAGGCUACCCUUCUUCUCGUCAAGGAAAAAAUCGGACGAUACUCUCUGCUGAGGGAACCCCUUUACCUGGACAAGUGCAUUGUUUGCUGCGAAGCCGACCUCGAAGACUAUUUUGAAAUACAAGAAUUGUCCUCGAAGGAAACGUUCAUAUUCAAGGCUGAGGACGGCGUGAGGACCAAACGUUGGUGCAGGACUCUUCAGGCCCACGCACAAUCCUUGGGGGCAUGGCGUCGACGUCGUGGCGCACUUGCGAAUAUCAUGAUUUGCGGUGUAGCGCGAAAUUGAGGGGUAAAAAAAUUAUCUUCCAUUUCAAGUUUGUUUUUUUUUUUUUUGGUUUUUUUUUCCGAUAUAUCCCUGUAGCCAAAUAUCGCGACGUAUUCUCUUCUGAUCCUUGCGAGGACCAAACGUGGGAUAAAAUCGGUCCUGUGCAGUAUGAUGGUAAGCUUUGGAAGAUAAUGCGUUUGGAUUUACAUACAUAUGUAUAAACUAUAUUUAUACGAGGAUAAUUUUCACGUCAUCUUAUCGGAGAAUUUAUAAGACGAAAUGUGAAAAUUUAUUUUCUUCAUCUAGUUAAAAGUAAUCAGCUCAUCUUGUAAAUCGGAUAAAUGAAGUUUUGAUUUCUUUUAUCUGCAUCGUGAUACCGUAUUUGAUGAACGAAAUCUCAGAUCUUUUUUUUUUUUUUUCCUUUUAAUUGUUUUCUUUUUCUAUAUAUUGCACAGCACUGAAUAUAUUAACUGAACAUAUACCAGCGAUCAUGAGAUUCUCAAAAAUCGUGAAGAAUGAACAUUUUCGUAUUUUCCGAGUAUUAUUAUCAACGUUAUCCGUUAUUAUUGAGAAAAUUUCAAACGUCGCUGUAUGAACAAAAAUAAUAAUAUUGAUAAUGAUAAAAUACAGUAGCAAAUAAGAAUAAUCGAUUCCUAAUAUCAUAUAAUAUAUUGCCUAUAUAAUUGUAUUUAUAAAUAUCCACAAAGUGUGUUACGUGAAAAAAAAAAGAGAGAAAAUUAUUUAAUAUCUUAUUAUACGUAUUCCUGAAAAUGACGAGUAGCUGUGAUAUUUACCGGUGUGUUGGGUUUUUUUUAAAUAGUAGUUUCUUUUCCGCUGAACAGAAUGAAAAUUAAAAAAAAAAUUAAUAAACAAAUAAUGAUACAGGUGAGCACAGUAGAAGUAGCCACGGUUAUGAGGUACGAUAUUCGGUGUACUCUUUUGUACGUAAUUAUCGAGUAUCCAAACGCCUCGGAGCAGGGUAACCCUUUGAAUGUUCGAUCGAAUACGAUGAUUAUUCAAAUUAUUUUUACAAUUAUAGUAAUACUCUUUCAUGUAUUUAUGAUUAACUUUAGUAAUGCUAAAAAAAUUCGCUUGUAGGUACUGUAGAAUUAUAUAACGUGUAACUGUACUAUACUUCAUUAUUUAAUCGAUAAGUUUUUGUGUAUAUAUACAUAUACAUACGUAUGUCUAUAUAUAUAUAUUCUGAAUAAUCCUGUAGAAAUUUGAUAAAUAUAUUCCAUUAUCGUGA
Messenger RNA from Athalia rosae (coleseed sawfly), 7310 nucleotides. RefSeq lists its product as uncharacterized. Gene Ontology annotation, molecular function: guanyl-nucleotide exchange factor activity. The transcript is spliced from 12 exons. Gene Ontology annotation, biological process: positive regulation of Rho protein signal transduction. Bases 728 to 6082 code for a protein of 1784 amino acids. NCBI's taxonomy places the organism in Eukaryota, Metazoa, Arthropoda, Insecta, Hymenoptera, Athaliidae. The record is from RefSeq and is a predicted model, not a curated record.